CAGAAUCAUGGUGUUUUCAUACUCUGAACUAGGAAUCCUGUGGCAUCAUGGAGUGUUAAAAUCUAACAGUGCUUUCAGGCCAUGGCACAGAUUGUAAGCUUAUUCAGAGGGAGCUUGGAAAUCUCCUUGCUGGUGCAAAGUUUUGUGCAUUUCCGGGCAUGACAAUGGUACAUGGAGAAACAGCAGAGGGGAUGGAGAUGAAAGAGGUCUAAGGAGAUGCUCCAAGCUAAACAAAAUGAUGCUGUUUGUGCCAUGCAACAUCGAAGCUAAAUGAAUGUUCUUGCACCUAUAUUGGACAUUGAAUAGCAUGAGCAAGACUUGUCACACAUUCAUCCUAACAUGCUGGUAUAUGUGAGCACGUGUGUGUGGUCUGGGGAGGUGAGGGCUGUAUCCUCCUUGCAGCAGAGAUCUCAGGAGGCUUAUUACACAGACUUAGAUAAUGAUAGCACGUGACCAGUUAAGGAUAACUUACUGCAGCGACAAGUGCAAAGAGGAACUUCUGAAGUCAGAAAAUUAGUGGUGAUUGUUUUUUUUUUUUUAAACUCUUAUCUCUCUCUGGAGAUAAAUAAACAAGAAAAUGGAAAUACUGAAAUGCUUUCAGAGGAAAAUCAAAAUACUGAUAACUCAUUCCUCCCUGCUUCCUUCGAAAAAUUUCUGUUGCAUCCUGACUGCCUCACAUAAUGUUUGUAUCAGUCCUAGAAACUGGAAAUCGGAGAUGACAGUGAACAAAUCCUUUCUCCUACUAAUGGGAAAGUUUAUUGCAUUCUUGAUAAAGAUCCUUGCGACUGUGCAUCAACUAAAGAAACAGUAAUAAUUUUGUCAUAUUUCUAUAACAAACCACAAAAGGAUGUUCCAUAGUCUACUCACUGUUUCUCCCCAUCUUCUUGUCUCCCUUUCAGUGCCCAUCAGGGUCGUGUUGCCUUGCUGGUGUAAGCCCUCCCUUCCAGAAGACCUGCUCUUGCCCACCUCAGUCUCCCUCAGAACAGUGAAAGGGGGCUGCAGAGCGAUAAAAAUUUAUGUUUUCGUCAAGCCGUGCCAAGGAGAAUGGGGGUCCCACACCCAAAAGAAUGAAGACACGACAGAACAAGGACUCGAUGUCUAUGCGGAGUGGACGGAAGAAAGAGACUCCAGGGCCCCGAGAGGAGCUCAGGUCACGGGGUCGAGCUUCCCCCAGUGGUGUAAGCACCUCCAGCAGUGAUGGCAAAGCUGAGAAAUCCCGACAAGCAACAAAGAAAGGCCGGGUGGAGGAAUCCUGCACCCCCAAGGGCAGCAAGCAGGGCCGAACAGAAGAGAUCUCUGAAAGUGAGGGGGAGGACAGCAGUGCUCCUAAAAAGACCAAAACUGAGGAAUUACCCUGUCCUCCAUCCCCUUCUGACGUUGACAGCCUCGAUGGCCACAGCUUCAAUGAUGAGAUGAGCAGCGACCCACGGGACAUUGACCAGGAUAACAGGAGCACCUCACCCAGUGUCUACAGCCCUGGCAGCGUAGAGAAUGACUCCGACUCAUCCUCUGUGCUGUCCCAGGGCCCAUCCCUCUCCUACCACCACCCUCCGCUCUUCCCCCAGAGCCCUCCGGUCGCCCCCACUUCUGACAGCCUGGCCCGUCCACCUGAGCCUGGCUUCAGUCUCCCAGGCGAGGCCCACCCCCAAGGCCCCACUGCUGGUGGCUACCACUCUCAGCUGGAGGGCCAGGCCUCUCGCAUUUUCCAGGCUCCGGCCCCACAGACACCUGCCUCCUCUUCUUCUGCUGUUGCCACCACUUCUGCCCCCUGCUCUUCUUCCUCCUCCUCUUCUUCCACUUCCACCCAUGCUCCUCUCUACCCUACGGCCAAUGUGGUUCAAGUUGGUUCCAAAAUUGCUGGUGGAGCAGGGGGCCUCUCAGCACCGGGGAGUCGCGAGCAGACCCUCAGCGCCAAGCACAAUCCUCCACCCACCACUCCCAUCUCACUGGCGUCGGUGGUUGGGGGGUUGCCCCCUCAGAAGACCUCCCCAGCCAACCCACCGCCUGCCCCCCCAGCCUCUGCACCUUCCUUCCCGCAUGUCUCAGCCAACCUGCCACCCCCACCAGCCCUACGCCCACUGAACAAUGUGGCAGCCGCCUCCAGCUCCCCAGGGAUGGCAGGGCAGGCCUUGAGUGGGCAUAUGGCAUCACCCCAUGGGAUAGGCCAGGACAAGGCACAGCCCCUGGCCCCCUCACGCUACCCCUAUGCCCCUCCACAGCUGCCACCCUCCAGCUCCUCUGCUCAGUACCCACAGCCCUCCCCCACCCAGCCCCUGCCCAGUUACACUGCCUCCUAUGGGCACUCCUUCCCCCCGCCCAGCAGCCUUUCGGUGUCCAGCCAGCCCCCCAAGUACACCCAACCCUCCCUACCCUCACAACCUGUAUGGAGCCAGGCCCCUCCUCCCUACAGCCGCCCCUUGGGCAAUGCCAGCUCCCAUCUCCCAGCCUCCUUCCCCGGUCAAUCUCCUCAUCACCAGCAACCACCCCAGCAGCACCACCAUGGCCACAGCAGUGGCGGGGGGGUCUCCCCAGCUGUAGCAGCAGCCCCCCCACAACCCUCUGGGGGCUAUCCCCAUGCCCUGGAGUCCAACAGCCAUCACCCAUCUCAUGCCACAUAUGGGUUGCGCCUCUACCCUCCCCACAGCCAGGCCACUUACAGCCAGGCUCCCUCAGCUGCUACAGCUGCCUCACCCACCCCGCCUGCUCCACCGCUGCCAGGGAGCUUAGCCACCGCAGCCCCACCGCUGCCGCUCAGUGCAGCCCAGAUCAAGCAGGAGCCAUCAGAGGAGUAUGAGCCCCCAGAGAGCCCCGUGCCACCUGCUCGCAGCCCCUCACCGCCACCCAAGGUGGUGGAUGUGCCAAGCCACGCCAGCCAGUCGGCCAGGUUCAACAAGCACCUGGACCGUGGUUUCAACUCCUGCUCCCGCACAGACUUGUAUUUCGUGCCCCUUGAUGGCUCCAAGCUGGCCAAGAAGAGGGCGGACCUGGUGGAGAAAGUGCGGCGGGAGGCUGAGCAAAAGGCUCGGGAGGAGAAGGAACGAGAACGAGAACGAGAGCGAGAGAAGGAACGGGAACGGGAGAAGGAGCGGGAGCUGGAGAGGAGCGUGAAGAUGGCCCAGGAGGGCCGGCCAGUGGAGUGUUCCUCCCUGGGGCCCGUCCCCCACCGCCCUUCCUUUGAGCAGGGCAGCGCUGUAGCAACCGUGCCCCCCUACCUGGGCCCUGACACCCCGGCCCUGCGCACACUCAGUGAAUACGCCCGGCCCCACGUCAUGUCCCCCAGCAACCGCAACCAUCCUUUCUACGUGCCGCUGGGUGCCAUCGACCCAGGCCUGCUGGGCUACAACGUGCCGGCCAUCUACAGCAGCGACCCAGCCACACGGGAGCGGGAGCUGAGGGAAAGGGAAGCCCGUGAGAGAGACCUGAGAGACCGGGACCUGCGUGAGCGCCUCAAACCUGGGUUUGAAGUCAAGCCGGCUGAGCUGGAGCAGCUCCACGCCGUGCCAGCUGCUGCCAUGGAUCCAUUCCCACGUCAUGGUGGGCUCAGCCUGCAGACGGCCCCCGGUCUCCAUCCCGCCUUUCCCUUCCAUCCUGGGCUGGGCCACUUGGAGAGGGAGAGGCUGGCGCUGGCAGCUGGCCCCACUCUGCGUCCUGACAUGUCUUAUGCUGAGCGCCUGGCGGCCGAGCGCCAGCACGCCGAGCGGGUGGCUGCUCUCAGCAAUGACCCACUGGCCCGGCUGCAGAUGCUCAAUGUGACGCCUCAUCACCAUCAGCAUUCCCACAUCCACUCCCACCUACACCUCCACCAGCAGGAUGCCAUACACGCAGCCUCAGCCUCUGUCCACCCUCUGAUCGACCCCCUUGCCUCGGGAUCGCACCUCACUCGGAUCCCAUACCCAGCUGGCACCAUCCCCAACCCUCUGCUCCCUCACCCUCUCCAUGAGAACGAAGUGCUGCGCCACCAGCUCUUUGCUGCUCCCUACAGAGACCUGCCGGGGUCUCUCUCUGCCCCCAUGUCGGCAGCACACCAGCUGCAGGCCAUGCACGCGCAGUCGGCCGAGUUGCAGCGCCUGGCUCUGGAGCAGCAACAGUGGCUCCAUGCUCACCACCCUCUGCAUGGAGUCCCACUCCCCACCCAAGAGGAUUACUACAGUCACCUGAAGAAGGAAAGUGACAAACCCCUUUAAAUUGACUCCAACUGUCAACAUGACAUCCCCAUGUCUUUCUGUGAAUCAACCAAAUCCCAGGGGAGGGGAAGCUGCAGUGGUGCGUGUCAAUCCUACCCUGUAGCACACUGCAAGAAAGGAUGGGACAGAGCUAUGGAAUGGCAUCCUGGGAGCAGAACGUGGAGGAGAGCACACAGGGAGGGUCUGCAACACCAAUGAUGGACUUGAAAAGAUCUGUCCAUGAUUUCAGCAGAGCUCUGGAGGAAUUAAAAUCUGCAUCACAAAGAGCUCAAAAAGAUAAAGACUGGUGUGAAUUCAAGAUUGCAGCAGCUCCAUCCUUCGUUUUGAGGGAGCAGUUGUGUUAAAUAGAAAAGGACUCACGGGACUUCAUGUACACGAUGCCGCCUUUCCUGCUUCUGUGAGCAGGAGCUGCAGCCACGACGCACCUCCAAACCCAGUGGAGCCUUUCUUCUAGAUGCCUCCUCUUCCCCCACACUGUAGGUGUAAGAUACUGCUUAGCAAUGCUGAAAAGCAACACGGAACUUAUUCAGAUGAGCCUGAGCAGCCUCUCAUUCUCCAGCCUCCCUUCAGAUGCAGAGCAGUGCGUUCCAAGACCUUUGAAACAUGGCACUGCUCCCUGCUGCCAAGGCAGCUCCAGGCUGCUGGGUACCAAGCACUGCGGGACUGCUGGGCGCGGCCGUGCUUCCCUCACACCUCACGGAUGGCCACGGCCCGCAGGUGCCCUUUGGUCCCAGUGCCAGGUUUGCCCCAGAGGCACCCCUGCCCUCACCCCCCCAACUUGGUGUACUUUGACUCAUGCACAUCCUAUUAGACGUGGCAGUUUGAUGUAGCAACGUGUGCCCCCUUCCCCCGCGUGCGUGUCUGAUCUCACGGUUGUAUAACUCGAGCGGUCCCCAUAUAUAUAUUUACUUAACCAUUAAAAGGAAAAGGAAACCGACCCACGGCCCAGAUAUGGAAAAAUGCCCCAACCAUGUUCCCCACGCACUCCCCACCACACAUUCUAAUAAUUUAUAUAUAUAAAUAUAUAUAUGAAGCUCUUAAAAAGAAAAGCAAACAAGCAAACAAAAACCC
Molecule: messenger RNA, 5255 nt
Organism: Phasianus colchicus (ring-necked pheasant)
Lineage: Eukaryota; Metazoa; Chordata; Aves; Galliformes; Phasianidae
Source: RefSeq, a predicted model, not a curated record